AUGCGAUUUGUCGUAGCUUCGGAGACUGAAUCACAAGUUCUGCCGCCCUUUGAAAUCGAACACACAGAAGGAUUUUUUGAGACCCAGCAAAUUCUUAUUUGGCCUCCGGCUAGUAGUCACAAUAGCAAUAUCCCCUCGGUGUUCUACUUCUGCGAGCCCCUUGGUAAUUAUUCUUAUCGGAGGAAAUUCCACGAUCUCUACAACACACUUCUCACUGGCAAUGUGUUGCACUCGAUGCAAAGUCAUCCUGAAUCGAGACAAACAUCGAGUCUCUGUCCGUGGUACAAUUUCUAUCAUCAUGAGCAUUAUUCCUAUCAGUCGAGUAUCACAUCUGUCUCCGACCUAGCCGUCUUCUUUUCUGAAAAAAUGUUGACGAGGCCCAUAUUGACCGACUACUUCUGUCCGUGGUCUCAUGUAAACGGAGGAGGUAUUUGGGGCAUCUUGGGUGGGCUGUUUGGUAGGCGACGACGACGACGGCGACGACGAAAUUGGACUGCGAGCACAUCUGUGGAAAACAGUGUAAGUGGCCAUGAUAUGGCUUUCCUCUUCAACACCAGUUUUGAAGUGGAGGAUAGUGACACUAACAAAGAAUGUAGAGUUGACGAAGAAGAAGAUGAAGCAGAAGAUGAAGAGGGCGAAGAAGAUGAAGAACAAGAAAAUGAUGAUUUUAAAGAAGAAGAAGUAGAAGAAGGGGCCGUAAAAGAGAUGGCAGAAUAUGAUGCGGCUGAGAUACAGAAGCAGGUCAACGCGAAUGAGGUGGAAGUGAAGGAGAAUGUGGAAAAUUCGGAAUCUAGUGGAGAAGCAGAUUCAACUUUGGAAGACUACAGAACAAGUGAUGUUGAUGGUGCUGAUGAAGUGCAAAGCGACAUUGCUGAAGUUGAAGUUGAGGAAGUUACAUCUCACGAGCAGGUCAAUGUUCCUGAAGACACGCAGUCAUCGAGGUCUUCAGACACAUAUCAAGGAGAAGAGCCAGAUUCGGAUGACUUUGACGACGAUGGAUAUAUAACACACGUUGGCCUUUCCGAUUCGCUCCACAGCAGAAAGUUGAUGUGUCUGUGCAUGGGAAUCGGAUCCCGCCAUGGCGAGCGAGUGUCGGGCGUCUGCUUUUGGAUGUCUGCAAUUUUUGCGAUUUCACCGCUUUCGCCACUGCUAAAUCUGAUGCGACACUCCACGGAACCAAAAGCCCACCUAAUUGGUGUUCUGUGGAUGACCCCAGUUGAUGCUCUUUCUCCCUUUCACCACGUCCCUAUUCCUCGUCAAUAUGUUGAAGGUGGGGAAGAGGUGGAACGCCCAUACCCGCGACCACUUUAUUUGCGAUUGCUCACUCUGACAGCCUUUCUGUCCAAUUGGCUUGCCUGGUUCUCUCGAAUUGAGACCUAUUCGUCACUGGGCAUGUCUCGUGUUCCGCCAGCAGCCGUGUCCGACCCAGUGGCAGGAUGCGUGUUGCAACCAUGCAGUUUGGGUUGUGGUCAGUCUCCCCUUAUUGAUCUCUGGCCGCUUUGGUUGGCCCGACGACUGCUACUCUUGCCCUUUCAUUUACCUCGACUGUUUGGCAGGCACAUCUCGCUACAUUUCUUUGCAUUCACUGACGUGGAUGGAAUAUAA
Messenger RNA from Mesocestoides corti, 1605 nucleotides. NCBI's taxonomy places the organism in Eukaryota, Metazoa, Platyhelminthes, Cestoda, Cyclophyllidea, Mesocestoididae. The record is from the annotation of a GenBank genome assembly.